Molecule: messenger RNA, 1938 nt
Organism: Paramacrobiotus metropolitanus
Lineage: Eukaryota; Metazoa; Tardigrada; Eutardigrada; Parachela; Macrobiotidae
Product: cell cycle checkpoint control protein RAD9A-like
Exons: 8
Coding region: 399-1706 (435 amino acids)
Biological process (GO): DNA replication checkpoint signaling; cellular response to ionizing radiation; mitotic intra-S DNA damage checkpoint signaling
Cellular component (GO): checkpoint clamp complex
Source: RefSeq, a predicted model, not a curated record
UCUUUUAUUUUGUUUUCGUAGUUUCCUGACUCAAACAAAAGUACGCUGCCACUUUCGGACUUUCCAGACAAACAUUCACCUUAAUUAAGUAUUUGUUUCCAGAGAUCCCUAUGAGACUGGAAGCCAGAAUAUUGAGUGGCGAUAGUUACGCAGUCAUCGGGACUACACGCAGCCUUCAGUGGGUACGGCCGUACGGGUAUCUGUAUCAACAUGACGGAACGUGUUUGGCAUUGAUAACUUCGGUAGUCAAAUCAAACUGCAUCAUCGGUUGUCGCAGGCUCGCAGCUGUUGUUUCUUUCGUUUUCUGUAAAUUUUCUGGAUUAUCUUAACGAAGUGCGGUGUUACAGUCGUCUGUCUGAUUUUGUUCGAAUUUAUACGUGAUCCGGCGACCACUGACCAUGAACUGCCUCAUUCCACAACGGAGUAUCAAAACGUUUUCGAGAGCGAUUGCGGCUUUGUCACGAAUUGGGGAAGAACUGUAUUUGGAAUUUUCUCCAAAUCAGAUGAUUUUGCGCGCCGUCAGCCAGUCCAAAUCUGCGUAUGGAUCCUUUGUGUUUGAUUAUGAGUUUUUCAGCGAGUAUCGUUCGGAUUCGAUAUCCCAUGGCCGAAGAAGCAAAGGAAGCGGCAUUAGUCGACUGAAAAUGCAGAUGCGGACCGUACUGAACGUUUUUAAAUCGGCCCACACGUGCGAUCGACAGGUGGAAAGCUGUGGCUUGGAAGUGGAUUUGGCUGGCAACCGAGUGCGCUUUUCGUUCAAUCGAAAAUCAAAAGUAAUACACCGUCAUAGCGUGGAAUUUAUGGAUUGUGAUCCGUUGUACUCGUCUUUCUCAAAAAAGCAUACCAAAAGCUACGCUGUUGCAUCCGCCAAACUCCUGACCGACACAAUAGAAAACUUUCCUCCGAAUAUUGAUGAGAUCACUUUCAGUUUUCGGAAGGAUAGUUUUAUUGUGAACAAUUAUAUGGGAGAUACACCAGAUCCGAAGCAGACUGCGCAGAUGCAAAUUCAAAUGGAUAUCGAGGAGUUUGAAAAUUACUCCAUUCAAGAAGAAACAUCUGUCACUAUUACGUUAAAAGAGUUAAAGGGUGUUGUAAGCUUCAUCUCUAGUGUGACAUAUCAGUCGGAUGUCCAUGGCACAACUGGUCUUCCUGUUUCGAUUCAUUUUACCGGGCCCGGAACGCCGGUUCUUAUAUGCAUUGAAGUGCCAAAUCAGUACGAAGCGAAUGUUACCAUUGCGACACUGGAAAUCACCCCACAGAACACUCAAUCCGCAUCUCAGAGUCAGCAUGUGGAUAGUGCUGCCCUUGCACAAAAUACCGCUGCUCCUCAGACUGCAGCACCUCCUGUGGAGGAUCAAGUGCCCUUCACCGCACCGCAGUCAACAUUAGCCCCCGUCCGCCCUGCCGCAACUGCAGAAAGUGCCACUUCAGUGGAAUCUCGCGCUGCAAAAGGUGCGUCGCAACAUCAAGAACCUAUUGCGGCAACGCCCAGAGUGCCGCUUGCAUCAAUGCCGCCGCCAGUUAUCGCCAAAGAGUCAGAUGUCGUCGUUACGCAGAAAGGACCAACCUCACGAGCCGCUGCGAUUGUGUUUGGUUUACUGCCUUCUUCGAAACGAAGCUCCCAGCAUGUUGCGGAAAGGAUCUUAGCUUCUGAUACUGAGCCGUCGGACGAUGAUGAUGAGGACGAAGAAAUUGGUUGGAGUGAUUAGCACCUAAAGUGGAAUUGUUAUUAUGGUAUUUAAUUGCUGUUUUUAUAUUAGGUAGCUGUCAUUUUUCUGUCCCUAAAAAUCUCGAGUGAUCCAGUGAGCUCAGUCGUUGUUUUGCGGUUUCAUUUUACCUUCAAGUACAGUAACUUUUUAUGUGGAGAAGCUUGUGGUUCACAAAACCCCUUCAUUUAUAUUUUAGAAUUUAGCGAUACCUACAAUAACACCACUGCAGAUA